AUGACAGAUAAUAUAUCACUUGUGACGGGUGCAAGCGGCUUUAUCGCUAGCCAUGUCGUUCAGCAGCUACUCGAAAAUGGUGACCGGGUCCACGCCACCGUUCGCAGUACCAAAAAUAAAAAGAAGAUCAAGCACCUCCUUGAUAUGCAGGAACGAUGGCCCGGGAAACUGACUUUAUUCGAAGCGGAUUUGCUCGUGGCAGGCUCCUUUGAACCUCCAAUGAAGGGCUGUUCAGUGGUAUAUCAUAUUGCAUCACCUUUUUUCAUCGAAAACAAAAUUCGUGACGGCCAGAAAGAGGUCGUUGAACCAGCCCUCAAAGGAACACAGCACGUGCUUGAUGCAGUUCAGAAAUGCGAGACGGUCAAGCUCGUUGUCCUGACUUCAUCCGUGGCAGCCAUCUUUGGCGACAAUGCCGAUGUGCUGGAAAUGAAGAACAAAACGCUCUCCUCCGAGUAUUUCAACACAACCAGCUCAGUUAAUCACAACGCCUACCCCUACUCCAAGGUGACCGCCGAGAAAGAGGCUUGGGAGCUGUAUGAAGCGCAGCCAACACCCCCACGCUGGAAGCUGGUGACUAUCAACCCUGGACUUGUCCUGGGGCCGUCCUUAUCUCCAACAUCCGAGUCCGGCAGUCUGUCUUUGCUUGACCAGCUCCUACGCGGUGAGCUCUUUUUUGGGGUGCCAGAUAUGUGGUUCGCAAUUGUUGAUGUGCGAGAGGUUGCAACAGCCCAUAUCCGAGCUGCCCAAACUCCUGAUUCUCACGGUCGCUAUAUCCUGGCCGACAGCAAAACGCACGGUUUUGGGGAACUUGCUCGCAUCCUACGAUCUAUCACUCAAUCUUCCAAAAUCCCGAACAAUAAACUCCCGAAUACCUUAGUCCGCAUGUUUGGGCCAGUGCUCGGCUUAUCUCAAAAGUGGCUGAGACUGAACCUGGGAAUCCCUUUCGACAUCGACAAUCGCCCUAGCUUAGAUCAGUUGAAUAUCGUUUACCGGCCUCUGGAGGAGACAUUGACGGACCAUUACCGGACUUGGAAAAGUGCACAGAGCCACUGA
Molecule: messenger RNA, 1053 nt
Organism: Penicillium samsonianum
Lineage: Eukaryota; Fungi; Ascomycota; Eurotiomycetes; Eurotiales; Aspergillaceae
Exons: 1
Coding region: 1-1053 (350 amino acids)
Molecular function (GO): oxidoreductase activity, acting on the CH-OH group of donors, NAD or NADP as acceptor
Source: RefSeq, a predicted model, not a curated record